AUGGACCUUGGGAGCAGAGGAAGAAUCCACUGCAACAUGAGGCUCACCUGCUCCCUGCUAAUCAUGGGAACAUUCUGUGUGACACCUUUCCUCUGCCAUAGCCAAAUUGAUCCACUAGCUCUUGGGCGAGCAGACCCUCAGUGUUGGGAAUCCUCCUCAGCUGUCUUACUGGAGAUGAGGAAGCCUCGCAUUUCUGACUCUGUCAGUGGCUUUUGGGACUUCAUGAUCUUCCUGAAAUCAUCAGAGAACUUGAAACAUGGGGCUCUGUUCUGGGACCUGGCUCAGCUCUUCUGGGAUAUCUAUGUGGACUGUGUGCUCUCCCGAACCCAUGGCCUAGGGAGAAGGCAGCUAGCAGAAGAUGAACAGAAGAUCACUACUCUACGUUCUCAUUUCACAGGGAGAAACCAAGGGAUAUUUUCUCAUAUUCAGAGGCUGCCAGUUCUGAAGAAGACAGACUUGUUUGAAGAUUUAACAAGUAUCCACAUGCAUAACAGUAGAUCUACAUUACUUGGAAGAAUCAUUGGAGAGCUAGGGAAAAAGAGGAAAUGA
Messenger RNA from Gavia stellata (red-throated loon), 549 nucleotides. RefSeq names its product family with sequence similarity 237 member A (gene FAM237A). The record is from RefSeq and is a predicted model, not a curated record. The transcript has 2 exons. Lineage: Eukaryota; Metazoa; Chordata; Aves; Gaviiformes; Gaviidae. Bases 1 to 549 code for a protein of 182 amino acids.